GGGGGGGGGGCGGAGGGAGGGGUGGUAGAAUCAGCGGCCAUUCCCCCCCCCACUCUUCGCUCAAGAUGGAAGCGCCCGUAAAAGCGCUGCGUCAUGGCGAAGCCCUUCGGCCCCGGGAACCCUCCCCGACCGGAAAUGACUCAGGCGCGCCAUUCGGUCGCCCUUCCCCGCGGAGCCGGCUUGCGUUGGAAGGCCGACGGAGGACCCGUGGGCCCCUCUAGGUGAGGGAUUGGGUCGAGGCGCCCCGGUCCAGCCCGCUGCGGCUCAGCAUCUUUUGUGCGGCGGCUGAGGGGGGGAGCCUCGGGUUUUGGCGGGAAGCGCCGGCUGAGGCGAGCAGUGCCCGUUUUCCUGCCUGACGCUUCAUUUUGCGGGGUAGGGACUGUGUCGAAGGCAGGAAGGGGGCCGUUGCCGUCCCGCCGCCCUGAUUCUCCGCCGUCCAAAAUGGCGCCUCUCCCGUAUCCCCUCCCUUCCCCCCGCGGAGAGCAGAGAAUGACAACAGCCAACGGACGCGCUCCUACUGCCGCCCCGCCCCCGCUCGGCGCGCGGGCCAAUCGGGAGGGAACGAAUGGCAGCGAGGCCCAAUGCGCGGGCCGGCCGCCGGACUAGGGGGCGCUGGAGGGGGCGGAAGGCGGAAGAGUGAUUGACCCCAGUCUCGUCCAAUCGCGGAGCCCCAUUGUCCGGGGUCCCGCCCCAUGCGAUCUGUCGAGGCUGCGAACGGGCGUGGCUGGGCGGGAUGGUGACGUCAGCCCCUGUCUCGGCCAAUCGGGGAGCCGCGGGCGUCUAUAUAAGGGCGGUCAGAGGCAGGCCGAUAGGCGCCAUUUCGUUGUAGCGAAGGAAGGAUCCUGCUCUGCGCGCGAGGAAGCCAGCGCGAGUGGCGGGGAAGAGGGGGCGGACUCUAUCCGGAGACAUCGUCGCCGGCGGGCCCCAAUCGCCAGCCGCCGCUGUAGCCACCAGUCGGAUCCUCCUCCCGGCUUCCGUAGCGGUGGCCGCCCCCGCCCGUCCCACCCUUUAGGGAGAGCCCGCCGGCCGAGGCGGAGCGCGGCUACCGUAGUCCCCCUACAAUCCACUGCCAUCCGCGGCGCCGCCCUCCACGAUCGGCCCGGCUCCCGGCGCUUCCGGACGCGGCGGCUACCGGGACUUCGCGGCGCCCCGUAUUUCGUGCCCCGAGGCAGGCCGGCGUCCCCCCCGAGGCCUCGCGAGCGGGAACUCGCCUGCAGCGCCGCGCAGCUGCGGAGGCCGCCAUUUUCUGAGCUUUUGCGCCGCUCGGCCGAACGAGGAGCGGCAGGAGGAGGAGGAAGGAGACCCGCGCGCCCCGCCAUGCAGCGGCCCCUCCCGGCGAUGCCCCUGUGAGCCGCGCGCCCAGCAAGGUGGGGGGCUCCCCCGAGGCCACGGAGGCGCCGGCGGCGGCGGCAGCUGCAGCGGGACCCUCCCGGGAGAGAGCAGGAGGCGGCGGCGGCGGCGGCGCCUGCUGGGGAUCGGCGGCGGGGAUGCUGCAGAACGUGAACCCCAACGGCAAGCUGCUGGGCGAGGGCAAUGCGGGCCUGGUGGGCCUGGCGGUGGAGUCGGCUCCGGGGAAGCGGAUCCGCAAGCCGUCGCUGCUCUAUGAGGGCUUCGAGAGCCCCACCAUGGCCUCCGUACCGGCCCUGCAGCUGGCCCAGGCCAACCCGGCCCCUCCCGAGGUCUCCAACCCCAAGAAGCCCGGCCGGGUGACCAACCAGCUCCAGUACCUGCACAAAGUGGUGAUGAAAGCGCUCUGGAAGCACCAGUUCGCCUGGCCCUUCCGCCAGCCGGUGGACGCGGUCAAGCUGGGGCUCCCGGUAACCGGCCUUCCUUCCCCGGACUACCACAAAAUCAUCAAGCAGCCGAUGGACAUGGGCACCAUCAAGCGGCGCCUGGAGAACAGCUACUACUGGAGUUCGGCCGAAUGCAUGCAGGACUUCAACACCAUGUUCACCAACUGCUACAUCUACAACAAGCCCACAGACGACAUUGUGCUGAUGGCCCAGACGCUGGAGAAGAUCUUUCUGCAGAAAGUGGCCCAGAUGCCUCAGGAGGAGCAGGAGGUUGUCAUCACCGUGGCCAAGAACAGCCACAAGAAGGGAGCAUCCCGUGCAGCAGCCCUCCUGGCAGCAGCCAAUGCCGCUGCCCAACAGGUUCCGGCCAUCUCUUCGGUCUCCCACACUGGGUUGUUCUCCAGCAGCACAGACAUCCCCACCACGAUCAUCAGCAUCCCCCACCCUUCCGUCAUCUCCACCCCUCUCCUGAAGCCGCUGCACUCCACUGCUGCCUCCCAGCCGCUGCUGGCCGUCCCUGCGCCCACGCACCCGGUGACCAAGAAAAAAGGCGUCAAGCGGAAAGCGGAUACCACGACUCCCACGCCCACGGCCAUCAUUGCCACCAGCGGGGGAGAGUCUUCCCCCUCCGCUGCCAUCUUGGAGGCCAAGGCGGCCAAGAUUCCCGCCCGGAGGGAGAGCGGGCGCCCCAUCAAGCCUCCCCGGAAAGACCUGCCGGAUUCGCAGCAGCACCAGACGUCCAAGAGAGGCAAGCUUUCCGAGCAGCUCAAGUACUGUAACGGCAUCCUCAAGGAGCUCGUCUCCAAGAAGCACGCGGCCUACGCUUGGCCCUUCUACAAGCCCGUCGAUGCCUCCGCGCUGGGCCUCCACGACUACCACGAGAUCAUCAAGCAUCCGAUGGACCUCAGUAGCAUUAAGCGCAAGAUGGAGAACCGGGAGUAUCACGACGCACAGGCGUUUGCUUCUGAUGUGCGGCUGAUGUUCUCCAACUGCUACAAGUACAACCCUCCUGACCACGAUGUGGUGGCCAUGGCCCGCAAGCUGCAGGACGUCUUUGAAUUCAGCUACGCCAAGAUGCCCGAUGAACCCCUGAAUGUCAACCCCCCCUCGACAUCGCUCCCACAGCCGGGACUUCUGAUGAAGUCCUCCACAGAUGACUCAUCGAGCGACGAGGAGGAGGAGGAGGAUGACGACGAAGAGGGGGACGAUGACGAAGAAGAGGGAGAUGAAGAUGAGAGCAGCAGUGAGAGCUCCUCAGAUUCUGAGGAGGAGAGUUCGGACUCCGAAGAGGAGCGGGCCAAUCGGCUGGCUGAGCUGCAGGAACAGCUGCGGGCGGUGCACGAGCAGCUGGCGGCCCUCUCCCAAGGACCGGUAUCCAAGCCCAAGAAGAAGCGGGACAAGAAGGAGAAGAAGAAGAAGAAGAAGUCGGACAAGUGCAAAGCCAAAGUGGAAGACGACGAGGGUCGCGCUCACCCGGCCCAGUUGAAGAAGUCGAAGAAGGCUGGCGGUGGUGGUGGGAGCAAGAACGCCAAAAAGUCUGGCUCCAAGGCGCUGCCGCCACCUCCCCCGGUCCCCGUGCUCUUUGACUCGGAGGAGGAGGAGGAGAGCAAGCCCAUGAGCUACGACGAGAAGCGCCAGCUCAGCCUGGACAUCAACAAGCUCCCUGGGGAGAAGCUCGGCCGGGUGGUGCACAUCAUCCAGUCGCGGGAGCCCUCCCUCAGGGACUCCAACCCGGAGGAGAUCGAGAUCGACUUUGAGACCCUCAAGGCCUCCACGCUGCGGGAGCUGGAGCACUACGUCCUCUCCUGCCUGCGCAAGAAGCCCCGGAAGCCCUACAGCGAGACCCUGAAGAAGCCGGUGGGCAAGACGAAGGAGGAGCUGGCCCUAGAGAAGAAGCGGGAGCUGGAGAGGCGCUUGCAGGACGUCAGCGGGCAGCUGAACUCGGCCAAGAAGCCGCCCAAGAAAGCCAAUGAGAAGCCGGAGUCUGCCCAGCAGGUGCCCAUCUCCCGCCUGAGUGCCAGCAGCUCCAGCUCGGACUCCAGCAGCUCCAGCUCCUCCUCCUCCUCCUCGGACACAAGCGACUCUGACUCCAGCUAGGCGGCCGUGGGGCGAACUAGGAGGGACAGGCAGGCGGGAGGGAGGCCGGAAGAGGAGGCCGGUUCCGCAGGAUCGGAACCCGGAAGAGCGAGACGAGCGAGGGGCUCCCCCCCCCCUUCGGGGUCAGCACGGGAAGGCUCGGCCGCUGGCUCCCCUCUCCUCCCCACUGGACCGCGGUGGGGCAAGAGCAGGUCCCCCACCCCGUUUGUGCUUCGGUUGGAGGGGGGGCCCCCCGCUAGGACUGUGUACAGGUUGCUCUAGGAGGGAGCGGCUGCCUUGAACUCAAAGGCCUUUGUGUAGUUUUUAUCCGGCAUUUAGUGAGUUUUGAGUUUGGUGACGCUCCUUCUCCGGAGGGACAGAGACGGCCUGGGGCGGGAUGCGUCCUCCCCUCCAUGCUCCAGCUUUUGGGGCCCCUCCCCUCUCGGGUGGGGGAGGGGAGGAAAGGCGCCGCCGCCUCCUCCUCCUCUCACUUGCUCCUUGUCCCUCCCCCCCCAGCACUCGAGGUUCUUUAUUUAUUCCCCCUUCUCCCCCCUCCCCCCUCGUUGGCUCCCCUGGGACCCGGAGUGAGUGCAGCAGCCGUGUAUGUCCUUGGCACAAUUGCCACCGCAUGUUCUUUGCCCCUCGGGGCGGCUGCCUUUCGGAAGAGGAGGGGCGGCCCUCUUGAGUUUUUUACGUUGACUGUAUAUUUUUUCUACCGUUUCUUUUACUCCCACUUGUUCAUCUUCUAGGGCUCUGUUUCAUCUUACUGUAUGUUAAAAUCUGGUUCUUUAACAUGUAAAUAAAACAGAAAAUGGCA
Molecule: messenger RNA, 4686 nt
Organism: Thamnophis elegans (Western terrestrial garter snake)
Lineage: Eukaryota; Metazoa; Chordata; Lepidosauria; Squamata; Natricidae
Gene: BRD2
Product: bromodomain containing 2
Exons: 12
Coding region: 1488-3890 (800 amino acids)
Biological process (GO): regulation of DNA-templated transcription; chromatin remodeling
Cellular component (GO): nucleus; chromatin
Source: RefSeq, a predicted model, not a curated record